This is a messenger RNA of Owenia fusiformis, 1482 nucleotides long. Lineage: Eukaryota; Metazoa; Annelida; Polychaeta; Sabellida; Oweniidae. The record is from the annotation of a GenBank genome assembly.
AUGAUGGUGGGAAGUCAAUUGAGAAAAUUAGAUUUGACAUGUCAAUACUGUGAAAAAAAGUUAAAAACACCCAAUGGAUUGGAUGACCAUUCACACAGAAAGCAUGGAACAGAAAGAAAAUUCCCUCCUGUUUUCAUUAGGAGAGGAAGACGACGCUCCAGGAACCAAAUCCCCUGUGAUGCAAUGAGUAAUCUUAAUCUCAACGAUGCGUAUCACUCCGAUUCAAUCCUUAUAGAGCAAAAUCCUAGCUACAACGUGGAUAAAUAUAUCAAGGAAGAACUCCAGCCAAAUGAAGCAUUCCAUAGACCAUAUAACCAGGAUAUUGAUGCGCUGGUCACGCUGAUGCAAGCAGACCUAGCUCAGGUGCUUUCUUAUGAUAUCCAGGAAGUAGUAAAGAGUGGCUCAUUGGGAAAAGGGACGGCUGUGAAGGGAAAUGUUGACGUUGAUUUGGUAGUUUUCCUAAAUGGCUUCAGAAAUCAAAAGGAUUUUAUUUCUAAAAGCCCAGAAAUUGUCGCAAACCUUAAAUCGUUUUUAAGAGAAGCAGGAAAACGAAGGGAUAUGUCAAUAAACAUAGAAAAGACGUCCAGCAGCGGUGCAGUGCAGUUUAAGUUUAGAAGAAACAAUGGAGAAUGGCAUGAUGUUGAUGUAAUGGCAGCAUUUGAUAAUAUAAGACAUCUUGGAUCAGUUGAAAGAGUGAAUGCGGAAAUGGCAAGACAAUCGGAGGAUGUCCGCAAAACAUACGCUGCCUGCCUCACGAAGGAGCAGCUAGAGUUUGUGAGAAGUAAACCAGCAAAAGUAAAGGAUUUGAUCAGAUUGGUUAAACACUGGAAAGAAACUCAUGUUACGGGGAUACCUUCACCAAAGUCAUAUGGCAUGGAGCUUCUUACCAUUGAAGCUUGGAAAGCAGGUGGUUCCCUUCAAGAUUUCAACACAAGGAAAGGAUUCUACUAUGUCUUGAAAAAACUUGAAAGUUUUGGCAAACUCUGGCAGACGCAGAAGAAUUCAUCGAGCAUACUAAUCAAGGAUAUCGCAGACCCUUUUGCGGAUGUCUCCAAGCGCUACGACCACUGGUAUGAACUGGGUCAGAAAGCUGGGAAAUGUGCAAAACAGAAUCUAUUUUCAGAUAUUGGCCUUUCUGAUCGUUCUUGGUAUUAGACAACCGACUCCUACAAAGGAAUGACUGGAGCUAUCUUUGGACUUUAAUACGAUAUUAUUCCAAUCGUAAAUGAUAUUUCAAAAUGACUUAUCUAGAUAUACUUAAUGCUUAUCAAGUUUAUACUUUUAAAACCAAAGCAAUGUUUAUAUAUUAUACUAUAUUGAAGUUUUUCAUUUUAAUAUCGAAUUUCAAAGGACUGGUCUAUGUACUUCAUGCUUACAUGUAUUUACAAUUGCAAAGGAAUGCUUUGACUGAAUAAGUUUACAUUUUAACAAAAAUGCUUUAUAUAAUAAUAAAAUGAUAUUUUAUUGUGUCAUGAAGGCCAA